Moneuplotes crassus is the source of this 907-nucleotide messenger RNA. Lineage: Eukaryota; Ciliophora; Spirotrichea; Euplotida; Euplotidae. The record is from the annotation of a GenBank genome assembly.
AUGAACGCGAAUCUAAAUACGCUACAAGAAUUUAUAGAAGAAGUUCUUGCAGUUAUGAGUGAAAAUGGGGUCAAGAAGCACCUUCUGGAGGGCCUCAAUGAUGACCCUGAGUUCAGUAAAUUUUGAACAGAAUGGGCUGCUGGAAGAUGGAUUUACAAAACUGAGAUUUGUAAUAAAGAUUUGAUUACUAGUCUCAAAAAUAAGCUUAAAAAAUUUGCGAAUAUGAUUGAGAAAAUGAAAAUUCCAUACAGAGAAAAAGUUGAUCAUGAUUUUACUACAAGACAAUUAAAACUAGAUAAAAGGCUCCUUCAAUUAAAAAAUGCUAAUUUUAUGGUGGGCAACCAUUACUCUUUUGAUAUGAAAAGCGAGCAUGAUUCUAAAUAUUUUAAGUCUUCAGAAAAAUUCAAGUCUCUAAAGUGAAGAUCAAUAAAUCUUCUUGUAUCAGAAGCAAACAGAAGCAAAGCAAAAAAAAUUAUGAUUAAGUCAAUCCCAAAAGAAGUUGAGAGUUUUAAGAUAAAAUAUACAAAUUACGAUUCCAGCCAAAAUAACUUCAACACAACUCAGAAAAAUCUUCUACCUUUGAAGAGACAAAAUAGUACUCGACUUCUGAAACUGAAGAGUUGACUUUGAUACAGUACCUUAUUAUUUGGGACAACCCAGAGAUUGAAAACUUGAGAUACUACAAUUUAACACUUGAGAUAUGGGAGGAAUUGGAUGUUGAGAAACCUUAAAAUCUCUAAGCAACUUACCGGCUGGUCUAUAUCUUUCAAAAUGGGCGCACUCAAGUUUAAGAUCAAUACUGCUUGACAAUAAUGGAUUUAGCCAGGAUUGCCUCGAACAAAUGUUGAGAAGCUACAAUCUGACUCAUCCCAAACUUAAAUAUUAACAUAAGCAAUUCAACACUUUA